AUGUAUAAAUUAUUAAUAGUAGAAUUAUAUAGUUUUUCUUCUGUAUGUGUUGUAAACACGUGUCCCCUUUUCUUAUUUUUCACUUAUUUUUCUUUGGUAUCCAGGGACAGUCAGACUAGACAAAUUCAAGAUGCUGUUUCGAAUGUGGAAAAGCAUUUCGGUGAAUUGUGCCAAAUAUUUGCUGGGUAUGUUCGUAAAACUGCCAGACUACGAGACAAAGCAGAUAUUCUAGUAAAUGAAAUAUAUGCAUAUGCAGCUACAGAGACACCAAACUUAAGAGCUGGACUGAAAAACUUUGCAGAUGAAUUUUCCAGACUUCAGGAUUAUCGCCAGGCAGAGGUUGACAGGCUUGAAGCCAAAGUUGUUGAACCACUGAAAAGUUAUGGGACCAUAGUGAAACUUAAAAGGGAUGACCUUAAAGCAACUUUAACAGCAAAGCAUCGAGAAGCCAAGCAGUUCUCUCAGCUGGAGAAGACACGUCAACGGAAUCCAUCAGAUCGACACAUUAUUUCACAGGCUGAAAGUGAACUGCAGAGAGCUUCACUGGAUGCAACUCGAACAACUCGGCAAUUAGAGGAAACCAUUGAUAAUUUUGAGAAACAGAAAAUAAAGGACAUAAAAAAUAUAUUUUCUGAAUUUAUAACUAUUGAAAUGUUAUUCCAUGGGAAAGCUUUAGAGAUAUAUACUGCUGCCUACCAAAACAUCCAAAAUAUUGAUGAAAAUGAAGAUUUAGAGGUUUUUCGGACCUCGCUUCAUCCACCAGAUUAUCAGUCUCGCUUAGAGAUGGUUCGUGCAAAUUCCAAGUCCCCUCUGCAAACAGGCUCUAUAAAGUCCCCACUGAGGACAGUACAGAUUUCCAGCAGUAUGCUAAGAAAAGAAGAUGAUGAGGAGGAGGAGGAAGAUGAGGAAGAGGAAGAGGAAGAGGAAUUAGAAGCUAUACAGGAAGUGAGAUAA
Chaetura pelagica (chimney swift) is the source of this 954-nucleotide messenger RNA. RefSeq names its product family with sequence similarity 92, member A1 (gene CIBAR1). Gene Ontology annotation, biological process: cilium assembly. Lineage: Eukaryota; Metazoa; Chordata; Aves; Apodiformes; Apodidae. The transcript has 8 exons. The record is from RefSeq and is a predicted model, not a curated record. The coding region runs from base 1 to 954 and encodes 317 amino acids. Gene Ontology annotation, cellular component: ciliary transition zone; ciliary basal body.